AUUAUAAAAUAUUUCUGAACGUUAUAUUGUUAGUCUUUUGCAAAAAUAGCUGCAUAGUUUGAGCAACUAAAACUAAUAAGCUUUAUCUAAUUGUUUAAUUUAAUGAAAAAAGAGAAUUUAAUUUUGCACUAAUAAUGUAAAAUCAAUAAUAAAAUACAUUUCCGUCAGCUUUAGUAACUUCUGACAGAUAGGCUGAUUCUUGACACCAUUAAAACAGGUCACAUAAUAUCUUCAGGAAUAAUAAGUUUCAACUAAAUUUGUACAUCACAAUAGCAUCAUGAUCAGAGUAGUGACUCUCUGCCUACUAUUCACACAUAUCAGUUGCCAACAACAAGAGAGUUUUAAUCUUUCUGACAUAUUGAAAAUGGAAGAAACUUUAAAAGAAUCUAUAGAAUUCGUAAAGAAUAAAGUUACAGAUAAACGCGGGGUACUUUUUAUUGGCAUUGCUAAAGCUGGAAAAAGUACAUUAAUGAAUUAUGUAAUUGGUAAAAAAUUAAAGGCUGUAAGAACGCAUAAGUUCGAAAACAUAAUGAUUACACAAGAAAGCGAAGGAGAUGCUGCUCCGGAAAUUGGUAACAAAUCUACAUCAUUAACCACAAUUCCAACAAAGUGGAAAUCGAACAAAAUUCCCGAUUUUACUCUGUGGGAUUGUCCUGGAUUUAGUGAUAAUAGAGAAUUAAUACAAGACGUUACUAAUGCCUUGUAUAUCUAUCAAUUGAUAAAAAGUAUUGAUGAAAUAAAAUUUACGUUGGUUAUUAGUUAUGAUGCCUUUAAAGAUGAUAACAUUCAACCUUUUCUAACACUUUUAACCCAUAUUGCAACAUUGUUUGGUAAUAACUUUAAACAUAUUUAUGACAGCAUAUCAGUCAUUUUCACAAAAGUGCCGUUCUCUGUAAAUAACGAAGUCGUUAAUAAUGAAUAUAUAAACAGCAAAUUGCGGGAAAAAGUUGUAUUAAGAACUCAAAUAAAAAUGGAUGAAAGUUCUCGAAAUUUCAUCAAUUAUUUAACAAAUAAUGAAGAUAAUAUUGCCAUAUUUAGAAGACCAAAAAGAGAAGGUAAACUCACUACUUGUGUUAAUGAUAACAUAAUGCCGGCAAUUAGAAAAACAAAGAAAAUUAACAACAUUUUAAUCAAAGAUGUAAAACCAAGCCUUUCUGUUGAAUCUUCUUUGUACUUGCGCACAAGCCUGUCAGAUUUACUGCAGACGAAAUCAUUUUUAGACAUGCAAAAUGAUGUAUCAAGAAUUCUACAAUCUUUAGAAAAAGAAAUAGAUGGAAAAAAAUGUAUUCAAAAUUUUGGAUGUAUGUCAUAUAAUAAAGUCAAGCUUACAAGAUAUGCAUACAAAAUAAAAUUAUAUAGUAAUAGAAAUAAUUAUGCAUUUGAUAAUAUAGAAAUGCUUAAAAACCUGCGCGUUGAAUUCAAAGAAUCAAUACAUAAGAGGAAUCUGUUAGAAAUAAUGAAAGCAGUUUCAUUUAUCGAUAUAGUUCUGAAAAAAAAUGCAGAAAAGCAAAUAGCAUUAUUUGUUAAAUCCAUUAUGGAUCAUUUUGAAGCAGCUAUUGUAAACUUAAUAGCAAAGAUUGAUUACAAUUAUUAUAAUAUGCACAAAAAUAAGUUUACUGUCACCAUAAAAAACUAAGUUAAAAUUUUCGUUAAUUUAUAAUUAAUUAUUAUAAUUAUUAUUAUUAAAAUUAUUAUAAUUAUAUUUAUUAUAUAAUUUAUAUAUAAUUAUAAUGUUCAGAAAUAAUAAUAAUUAGUAUUUAGAAACAGUAAAAUUUAACUAUAUAAUAUGUAAUAAUAUCCGUCCAGUAGACGAAACUAGACAAUAGUAACCGAAAAACUCGCUGAUACAAUAUAAACAAUUAUAUUUCUAUGUACUGAAAAAUGUAAAAUAAAUAUAAUAAAAUUAAUGUUAGAAAUAUA
Leptopilina heterotoma is the source of this 1920-nucleotide messenger RNA. RefSeq lists its product as uncharacterized. Lineage: Eukaryota; Metazoa; Arthropoda; Insecta; Hymenoptera; Figitidae. The record is from RefSeq and is a predicted model, not a curated record. Bases 278 to 1636 code for a protein of 452 amino acids. The transcript has 2 exons.